Schistocerca serialis cubense is the source of this 1717-nucleotide messenger RNA. RefSeq names its product zinc finger CCCH domain-containing protein 11A-like. NCBI's taxonomy places the organism in Eukaryota, Metazoa, Arthropoda, Insecta, Orthoptera, Acrididae. Gene Ontology annotation, molecular function: metal ion binding. Bases 253 to 1491 code for a protein of 412 amino acids. The record is from RefSeq and is a predicted model, not a curated record. The transcript is spliced from 7 exons.
AUUGAGCGAUGUCAAAGAGUAUCGUAGAUAGUAGAAAUCACCGAGUGAAAUUACAAUUCCAGAACAGAAGAGAGUUCUGCUGAAAGUAGAUUAAGAUAGUGUGUAAAAAUAUACAUUGCAGGUUCUCAGAAUGCAGCUCAUUGGAAGUAAUUGGGUGAUACAGCAUUUCAGUGUCCCUCAUGUAUUGCAGUGCUGAGUGGAUUGUCUGUCAGUAUACCAUCAGCCCUCUCCCUUCCCUUUCAUGCUGUGUUGAUGUCAUUACGCAUUAUGGAUGCUGCCAGGAAGAACAAUGACUGCUACUUCUACUACUACUCUACCUGUUUGAAGGGAGACGGUUGUCUUUUUCGACAUGAGCCAUCAGCCUUGGGUUGUGAGACAGUUUGCACAUACUGGCAGCAAGGCAAGUGUUUGAACCAGCACUGCAACUUCAGGCAUAUGGAACUAAGGAAAAAUCGUAAAUUAAUUCCCUGCUACUGGGAGAACCAACCAGGUGGUUGCCGCAAACCACAUUGCCCAUUUAUGCACGAGAAACCACGUGACUCCGCUGGAACUAUACCUGAGAAGGUGAAUAAAGAAGCACCCGGUGAAGUGAGCACUGGCUAUAGCAACAAUGACCGCCUUGGAGGAGUCCUGCCCACAACAACAGAAGCAGAUGCAUCAUCUUUGGGCGCUGGACGUGGUCGCAGGCCUGUUGUUCCAUUACAACAGCAGCAGCCAGGAAGUGCAAGUGACAGUGUUGCUGGAUACGGAAGUCCACCUGUUGAUCCUCUUGUAGUCAACUUUGAGGAAGAGUCAGACAAUGAAAGUGUUCCUACCACGACCCCUACCAAGAAGCCACAGAGGAAGGUGCAUGUUAAGACCCUGGAGGAGAUCAGACUAGAACGUAUCCAGGCUGAGUCUGCUGCGUUCUAUGGCUACGGAGACGAUGGAGGAGGGAGUGCGCCACAAGCUCCGAGUGACCUGCGUUCCAAGAUAUCUCGCAGGACUGAAGGUGCGUCAGAUCCUUCCACGUUUAGAGUGCUCACUCUUGAAGAGAUACGACGUGGUCGACGAGGAGUGACUGAGGAGGAAACAGAGAGCAGUGAAGCAGGUAGCAGUGAGGUGCAGUAUAAGAGGUUAGCAGAUUUCGAGAGGACUUCUGCCCCUCCAAAAAAACUUAGGAGGAAACCUCCACCCAGGGCACCACCAGAUGUUAUUACCCAUUCUGGUGUUGUCAAACUAAAAAGACGUAGAGAUUCCGAAGUAACAACGUCGUCUGGUUUGGGAAUGCCAGACAGUACAACGAGAGAUCUGAAAGCCAAUGGUGUGUCACGUGAGAAUUUUCGUGGUGAAUGCCCCCCACUUUCAAUGUUCAAAGAAAUGACAGCAGAGGAAGAUGAAGAUGAACUGCUGGAAACUGAUGAAGAGACUGAUGGUACAGUAGCAGCAAAUGAGAUUUCAACAUAUGAUGAUGUUGUCCUUGAUGACAUCGAUGAGUUACUUAACGUGUGAGCUGUGUAUUCUCUAUACAAAUUGUGGCCUUAUAAGUGUGUCUGAUGUGGAACAGUUUAUCACAGUUCUUGAUACCGCAAAAGAUAUCACAUUCCAUUUGUAUAGUGUGAAAAGAGGAAUGAGCCACAUGUUCACAUUUCAUUUUUAAAGACCAGUUGUUAAUUAAUUUAAUUGUUUGUGUACAUGUACACAUGUGUAUGUAUGGAAGUUUGUGUGGGGGGGGGGG